Messenger RNA from Hepatospora eriocheir, 429 nucleotides. The record is from the annotation of a GenBank genome assembly. NCBI's taxonomy places the organism in Eukaryota, Fungi, Microsporidia, Hepatosporidae.
AUGGGAACAGAUAAGAGAGUAUUGGAUAAAAUACUGAGAAAGAAAAAGGAAAUAUACAAUGAUAUUAGAAGCAAAAUCAAUAAAACGGAAAAUAAGGCAAAUAAGUUGUUACAAAAAACAACAGGAAAUAAUUUAAAAGAAUUAAAAGUUAAAUCUACACAAUUUCUUAAGGAAAUGGACAGAAAUAUAGAGAAGAAGAAAAAGGUGAUUAAUAGAAUAAGAAGAUCGAUAGACAAAGUUAAUAAGUUAUAUGAGAAAUUAAAUAAUUCAUCUGUUGUUGAUGAAAUGAAAGAAUUUAAAGAAAACUUUGCAGCAGAUCUUAAUAAAAAAAUUGAAGAAAUCAAUAAGUUUAAAUCAGAACAAGAUGCUUUUUAUAAAAAAGAAUUUAAUAAGUUAAAUAAGGAAGCUGAUAAAAUUUUAAAAGACUGA